AUGAAUCGUUAUCCUGGUCCUCCACAACCAUCUCAAGGACAACCAUUGUCGUCGGUAGGUGUUUAUGCACCGCAAGGAAUGACAGGUCAUAUGCCAAGUCCACAAACUGUUCCACCAUAUAGCGUUGCUGUUGGUUCGCCAUCACAAUAUGUUCAACAACCAGGACCAGGUCCUUCACCCACUCAAGGUCAUUAUAGUCAUCUAUCGCCUCAACAACAGAUGAUGCCAGGUCCAGCUUAUGGCCAACCUAUGAUGCAUGGCAAUAUGCCAUCGCAACCAAUAAUGCAGCAGCAACCACAACCACAGCAACCACCACCUCCCCCACCACCACAACAACAACAACCUCAACAACAGCAUCCUGCUCCACAACCAGAUGAUUUAGCAGUUAAAGUUAAACGAUCAUUUACUAAUUUCGAUACCAAUCUUAAAACAUUCCUUCAUGAAUAUUCUACUAUAUUACAAAUGGAUGAUGCACGUUUAAAUUCUCAGACACCUGAUGCUCUCACUCAAACUUCUCAAAGUCUCGUAAGACGUUAUGAAACUCUACUAGUCUCUCUUGAUCUAUUCGAAUCAAAUUUACGUAUGUUACAAGAUUAUACAUCGACACAAAAUGAUUUUCGUCGUUUUAUGCCAUCAGCAACAACUGUUCUCGAAUCAAGUUCACAUACCGGUCAUCAACAAACACCAAUUGCACCACUAAUUGGUCGACCUGUUGAUCCUGGUCAAUAUCAAUUUUUAUUAAAUAAAAUGCAAACACAAAUUGAUUCAUUUAAUACACUACGUGAACUAGGAAAAAAGUUUCUCGAAACAUCAACAACCAAUGUCAAUACGAAUACAACAACUAAAUAA
Molecule: messenger RNA, 849 nt
Organism: Adineta steineri
Lineage: Eukaryota; Metazoa; Rotifera; Eurotatoria; Adinetida; Adinetidae
Source: the annotation of a GenBank genome assembly